Molecule: messenger RNA, 1842 nt
Organism: Schistosoma mattheei
Lineage: Eukaryota; Metazoa; Platyhelminthes; Trematoda; Strigeidida; Schistosomatidae
Source: the annotation of a GenBank genome assembly
AUGGUACCUCCUACUAAACGUAAGGUUUUUAAUGGACAGAAACUUAAACCAAUCAUAAAGUUAUUGCGUUCUCGUGAAUUAGGCACGAGUCAGUACAUUGGUACGGGUCAGAUACCAGAGUCUUCAUCUAAGUUUCCAUUCGUGUGGCAAAGACGCAGUCUGGAUCCUGGCCAUAGAAAUAAAAUCUUCGCCUGUCAGUGGAUUACCAAUAACCAUGUUGUCUAUGGUACAAAAUGUAACAAUUUAGUUCUAUAUGACUGCACCUCAAAUGAAAGCUUUGACAUUCCUUUGAUAAAAUCAGAUACUCCAUAUGCAAAUCAAAUUAAUCCUUGUGCUUGUGGUAUUCAUUCCAUUCAACUCAAUACAUCGAAAACAUUGUCGGAAUUUUCUCCUCACUGUUUACUUUGCGAUUGCCAUAAUGAUUGGGUUUUUGACUUACGGUGGCUUGAUGAUACCUGUUUAGCGUCAUGUUCGCGAGACUCAUCGUUAGCUUUAUGGCGGAUUCCGUCUUCUGAACAAUACCCUAACAAUGACAACAGAAUAUGCCGAAGUGCCGACGCCGCACCAGCUUCAUCUGUAUUCCAUAUCCGACGUCCUAUCGCAUACGCCAUGUCAUCUACACCUGAUGAUCGUUUUCGUGCUUUGGAGUAUCUUCCGACUCAGACAAGCCUUGCAGUUGUAUCAAUGUCGCGUCGCCUGUACUUAUAUGAUGCUGUUCGAAUGGGUCUGGAUAAACGGACACGUCCGAUUUACACUUUAGUUUUGAGAGAUGCUUAUCAGGAAGCUGUAGCUCUUCGACGUUGGCCAUCUGAACCUAAUUGCAUAGCACUUGCAACUCAUCAUUGUGUACUUUUGUUCGAUAUUCGAUGUUCUACAGUCAAGGUUGGAGCUGCAGCACGCUGUAUACUUCCUCCUUUAGAUGUAUCAGGUGUCCGAUCUUUGAACUUUGCUGAAUCAGUUUUGUCUUAUGGCACUUCCAGUGGUCAAGUGCACUUUUAUGACCUUAGAAGUGAUCAUCAUCUGCCAAUACAGUUGGACGUUGGUCCUGGUUGGUUGAAACCACAAACAUGUGAUGAAUUCGAGAUACCGUCUGUUGUGUCCUCUUCAGUUGCCCCUAUUUCCAGACCGGUUUCACAACCUCAAGCAAUAGUUCAAAGUUCUUCUAACUGGAAUGCACCUUCUCCACCACCCUCCCCUGCACAUCCAGCUCUUUUGACACGGUCUCUAAAUACUGUUCGUUCAUCACAACUUAGGGCUGAAGUUGUUAACAAUAUACGUGUUCGUUUAGACAGAAUCCAACAUCGUUUGUCAAGUUUACGUAGUCGGCGUAGCAUGGCAGUGGCUGGAGCUUUAAACACCUACCCAGUUGUCGAGGCGUCGGUGUCUGACAGGUCGAGUUAUGCUAAUAUUCGAAGUGAUACAUAUCAACAGAAUACCACUACAGAGGAUGGUAAUGAUUCUUCAUUAUCUGAAUCAUACUUCCCAGUCGAUGACCUCCAGUCAACCACAAAUAAUGAGACUGCGACGGUGGAUUCUCUGGAUGGUAAUAAUCAAAGUUCAAGUCAAGCAAAUGAAAUUGAUACACCUUCUACACAUGUAGUAAUGCCCUUUGGUUUACCACGUUUACAAAUCCGUGAUCCACAUUUAGGACCCAUUUUUUUAGGAAUGAAUUAUUUUGGCAAUAUUCAUUCUGAUUUUGUAUCUUUUCCUACAUUUUUCAACCAACGUCGAAUGCUGGCUGUUUAUACACAUGAAUAUGACCCUUCAGGUACACGUUUGUUCACAGCAGGUGGUCCAAUCGCUUCCACAUUUCAUGGGAAUGUCGCUGCCUUAUGGGAGUAA